UCUAUACUAAUUGUUCUAACCAACCUGAAGGUUCAGGGCUGAGAACUGCAAACAACAAUGGAACACAAGGGGUGCUGGUUACUGGCAAUUGUCCUUAUUUUAGGGCUCAGCAGCUUGGCUAAUGGAUACAUACAACUAUCUCAAGAGCAAUGUGCACAGCAGCCAUCUGCCCGAGUGAACUGUGGCUAUCCGUACAUCAGUGCUGAGACAUGCAACAACAGAGGGUGCUGUUUUGAUGACAGUAUCGUUGGUGUCAUCUGGUGCUUCUUUCCUAGGACAGAGGAAGAAUGUGUCCUCUAGAGUGAAUCUGUCUCUCUCCGCUGAAAUUCCUCAAGCAGGACAAGAACAGAAAGCUUUCCUUCUUACACUGUGAUCUCCAUUAAUUGCUACGCCAUUCAUGGCACUUGUACUUUUGCUUUUCAGUGAGAUGGCUCACCACUGCUGCCCACAAAUGUUUCAAUACUUUACUAUACAAAGCACAUGACUUAAAAAAUAAAAGCGGCAAACUAAAAGCUUUA
Molecule: messenger RNA, 518 nt
Organism: Malaclemys terrapin pileata
Lineage: Eukaryota; Metazoa; Chordata; Testudines; Emydidae
Product: trefoil factor 3-like
Exons: 3
Coding region: 58-300 (80 amino acids)
Biological process (GO): maintenance of gastrointestinal epithelium
Source: RefSeq, a predicted model, not a curated record